AUGUUACCACCAGUUGAGGCGUCCGUUCUCCAGAACAACCCCGAGUUCGCGACGCUGCAUCAUGCUCUCACAACCGCAAUCCUGAACCCUGACGGCUCAACCAAGAGACCUGCGACAAAGGAGCAGAACUCGAUCAAGAACGAACUCGCAGACAACAGGUUCGCCGCCGCGAAGGACCACCUGCUAAUAAGCGCCAUCUCCAACACCGCCCCUCCCGAACCCAAACCCGCCCCCGCGAGGACAAUCACCCGUAGCAAAUCCGCCGCGCAACCUGCCUCGGCACCGCAAUCGCAACACCUCCCCGAAUCACUCCUUGACCUCCUCCUCCUCCUCCCGCCCCUCCUCACAGCCACCGAGGCCCUCCCCACCGACUCCCUAUCGAUCCUCCUCUCCAACCCGCCCUUUACCGAGUUCCAAUCCCUCCUCCCCCAGCUCGGCGACCUCGUCUCCACGACGCUGCACACCUCUGCCGUCUCCCUCGCACGAAUCGCGAACCCGACCACGAACCCCUCCUUCCUGCACCGCAACGUGCCGGCCUUGCAAACUACAUACCACAAGCUCGAGACCGACGUCCGCGAGGCCAAGCAUGCGCUGGCGAGGGAACGGUUGCGCGUCGCGGGAAGCCUGACGGAGGUGCUGGACAAGCACGCCGGGGCCCUCACGUUACUGAUUCGCGCGCUCGAGGCGAAGCACGGCCUCGUCGCGCGGAGCUUGGAGUUUCGGGCGGCGGAGACGGGGCUGGAGGCGCAAAGGGCCGAAGCGGAUGCCGUUGCUGCGCGCGAAGGUGUCAGGAGGGAGGUGUACUCGCCCGAGAUGGUGGCUGCGCUGAGCAACUACGCCGCGCACUUGAGGAACGCGAGGAUGCGGCUCGAGAGCACGGUCAUGACGUUGCGCGCUGAGCUGGAAGGGUACGGGGUCGGGAUGGAGGGCGACGAGGGCAAGGAGAGGAUGAUGAGGGAGAUGGCGAAGAAGAAGCGGCAGCUUGAGAGGGAGUUGGAGGAUGCCAGUAGGGACCUGGCACGGUUGGACAAGGCAUGA
This is a messenger RNA of Colletotrichum spaethianum, 1038 nucleotides long. RefSeq lists its product as uncharacterized. NCBI's taxonomy places the organism in Eukaryota, Fungi, Ascomycota, Sordariomycetes, Glomerellales, Glomerellaceae. Bases 1 to 1038 code for a protein of 345 amino acids. The record is from RefSeq and is a predicted model, not a curated record. The transcript is spliced from 2 exons.